Messenger RNA from Penicillium griseofulvum, 1605 nucleotides. Its product is annotated as Amino acid/polyamine transporter I. Gene Ontology annotation, biological process: transmembrane transport; amino acid transport. NCBI's taxonomy places the organism in Eukaryota, Fungi, Ascomycota, Eurotiomycetes, Eurotiales, Aspergillaceae. Bases 1 to 1605 code for a protein of 534 amino acids. The transcript has a single exon. Gene Ontology annotation, molecular function: transmembrane transporter activity. The record is from RefSeq and is a predicted model, not a curated record. Gene Ontology annotation, cellular component: membrane.
AUGGACGUGGAAACCGAACGAAACCUCAAAACAACCGAUCAAAGCACGCAAGAUGCCAACGACCUAGCCGAAUUCGGCCACAAGCAAAUACUCGCUCGCAAGUUCAAUAUCUGGAGCAUGCUAGCAUUAGCAUUCUGUGUGCUAGGAACAUGGUCGACCUUUGCACAAGAUCUUGCCGACGGUCUGAUCAACGGCGGCCCCGUCUCCAUCCUGUGGGGACUGACUCUUGUUACAUUCUGCAACACUUGUGUCGCGCUUUCGCUGGGCGAGAUAUGUAGCAGCAUGCCUACUGCCCUCGGACAGGCAUAUUGGGUCUACCGUCUCUGGGGCUCAAGCUUCGGGCGAUUCCUCUCGUAUAUGUGUGCUUGGAUUAACGUUUUUGGGUGGUGGACACUGGCCGCCUCACAGAUGGCGUUUAUGACCAAUUUCCUUCUCGGUAUGAAGGUCAUGUUCAGUCCAACCUGGACUGGUGCAUCCAAGGGGUGGCUUGAGUUUGUGGUUUAUAUUGCGUGUGUUUUUGCCCUCACGCUGAUAAAUGUGGUGGGUUGUCGGAAGGAUAAAUUCCUGCCUUGGCUGAACAACUUUGUCGGAGUCUGGUUCUGCGGUCUAUUCUUUGUCUUUUGCCUUGCCCUGCUUGUUUCAGUGGGAAUGAAAGAAGAUCUCACCUAUCAGCCUGCUUCUUUUGCGUUUGGGAAAUGGAUCAAUCAAACCGGCUGGCCUGAUGGCGUUGUCUGGUUUAUUGGUCUAGUACAGGCUGCAUAUGGACUGACUGCAUUUGACGCCGUAAUUCAUUUGGUAGAAGAGAUCCCAGCACCUCGCAAGAACGCCCCGAAAGUGAUUUACCUUUCCGUGGUCUCUGGAGCGACAAGCGGAUUUAUCUUGAUGCUGGUCUGCCUCUUCUGUAUUCAAAACGUGAACACAGUGGUAGCCUCGCCUAGUGGCCUACCGUUCAUGGAGCUCAUCCAAGAAACAGUGGGCCGGACCGGUGGUGCAGUGCUAAUUGCCUUGUUUAUCAUGAACGGGCUCGGCCAGGGAAUCAGUAUCGUGACUACAGCAUCCCGCCUCACUUGGGGCUUUGCCCGCGAUGGGGGGCUCCCAUUUAGCACCUACCUAUCGGAAGUGAGUCCUUAUUGGAGAGCCCCCGUCAGGGCACUCUGGUUCCAGGGCGCUAUUAUAGCACUAGUUGGUGUAUUGUUUCUGUUCGCAGAGACGGUGCUUAAUGCUAUCCUCAGCGUCAGCACCAUCGCCUUGACCAUCUCGUAUGGGCUCCCCAUUAUGACUCUCCUGAUGAUGGGCCGUGGGAAGCUCCCACCUGGUGGCCAGUUCAAUCUUGGGAGACUAGGUGCCCCAAUAAACUGGGUCUCCCUUGUGUAUUGCUGUGUGACGAGCGUCUUCUUUUUCUUCCCUAGCGCGCCCAACCCCUCGGGUAGUGAUAUGAAUUACGCUAUUGGUGUGUUCGGCGCCAUGCUUGUUAUCGCUGUGUCGUUCUGGUUUGUCCAGGGCAGUCGAACCUAUCUGAAUACCGAGGAGUCGAUUCCUCAUGUUAUUCAAGCCCAUGUGAUUCCAAAUGAUGUGCAGCAUGAGCCAAAAAAGGAACACCGAUGA